AUGGCUCUCUCAUCAGAGCCGCAACCAAAAAAGGUCUGGGCCUCCCUAAUAACAAACCUCUCCUACCUCCCUGGCCUCCUAACGCUGCACCACUCUCUCCGCCGCACACAAACAACCUACCCCUUCAUCGCCCUCUACACACCCACAUUCCCAGAGUCCGGCCUUUCCGCGCUGACCGCGCGCGGAAUCCGCACCCUCGCCGUCCCCGCCAUAAAACCCGCAAUAACAGACCGGAAAUACGACGCCGAUCCGCGCUUUGCAGAGACAUGGAAUAAGCUCGUCGUAUUCUCGCUACAGGAUGUCUUUGAUCGUGUGGUGCUCCUGGACGGGGAUAUGCUCGUUAGGAAGAAUAUGGAUGAAUUGAUGGAAAUCCCGCUCGACGGGGACGCAAACGAGCAUGAAGACGGGGAGGAGGACGAGCAUGACGGGCUGGGCUCCGGGAGGAGGGUGUUUGCGGCGAGUCAUGCCUGUGCUUGUAAUCCUAUGAAGAAGGCGCAUUAUCCGGCUCAUUGGAACCCCCGAAACUGCGCCUUCACGACACAACACAAAACACCCACAAUAGCUCAAUCCACCGGCGCGCCCAGCACCUCCGGCGUCGGGAUGCUAAACAGCGGCCUCCUAGUGGUGAAACCGAGCUUAGCGACAUUCCGCGCAAUAGAGACACUACUAAAUGCACCGGAGAAGGUCAACAGUUAUACAUUCCCGGACCAGGAGUUACUCUCUGAGGCGUUCAGGGGCCGAUGGGUGCCAUUGCCGUAUGUGUAUAAUGCGCUUAAGACGAUGAGGGCGGGGGAUGUGCAUGGGCCGAUUUGGAGGGAUGGGGAGGUGAAGAAUGUACAUUAUAUCUUCGCGGUAAAGCCGUGGCAGGAGGAGCCGCCGAGUAAAGAGGGUGAAGAGCAAGAAGGGGAGGGGGAUGUGAAUGAGUGGUGGUGGGAGGCGAAUUGGGAGAGGCAGAGGGGGGAAAGGGAGAGGGGGAUUGAAGACGGUUAUUGA
Messenger RNA from Aspergillus puulaauensis, 993 nucleotides. RefSeq lists its product as uncharacterized. The transcript is spliced from 3 exons. Gene Ontology annotation, molecular function: glycosyltransferase activity. The coding region runs from base 1 to 993 and encodes 330 amino acids. The record is from RefSeq and is a predicted model, not a curated record. Lineage: Eukaryota; Fungi; Ascomycota; Eurotiomycetes; Eurotiales; Aspergillaceae.